GUGGGUUUAUAGGCAGAAUACAGUAAAUGCAAAGCAUUUUUUUAACUUAUGAAUCAAGACUUUAUAGACAACUAAGCAUUUGUGAAUUCAAAGGAAUCAGUGCAGCUUCCACAAUGCCUGCCACGCAUUGGAUGCACUUGCUGCUGCUGUGCGGUUGUUUUUGGCCUGCUGCGAGCAAACCUGAGUGGAUGUUACCCCAGUUCCCUUGUGACGUUAUAGUCCACAAUGAUACAAAUGUCGUAUUUGACUGCAUGGGGCGAAGAUUGGAAAAGGUACCACAUGGUAUAACCAGUAAUGCAACAGUGCUGAUAUUGUCAGAAAACCAUAUCAAGCAUAUUAAAUCUAAUUCCUUUUCUGGCCUCAUGAAUCUCACUGAAAUCAACUUGAGCUGGGCAAACAAGCAUAAACCUGUCAAGAUUGAUGAGAAUACGUUCAAAAAUUUGACCAACCUACGUGAGCUGAAGCUAAGCGGCAACCACCUGACCGCACUGCCUGUCCCAUUACCACUUAGUUUGGACAUCAUAGAGUUCACUGAAAACAAGAUUGUGUCAUUGAAUAAAAACAGCCUAACCACACUGCAAAAUGUGAAAAUACUAUUGCUGUCCAAAAACUGCUACUACUGGAACCCCUGUGGGGAAAACAUGAAGAUUGCAAAAGGCAGUUUUGCGGCAAUGACCAAACUGCAGAAAUUGGACUUGUCCUUCAACAACCUAACCGAGGUUCCCAAAGACCUGCCUUUAUCGCUGCACGUGCUAAAACUAGAAGACAAUCAUAUCCAGUACAUAUCUGAAAAGGAUUUUCGUGGCAUGCAUCAAAUAAAAGUCCUCCAUUUUCAAGGGAACUGUCCAAGGUGUAGUAACGCUCCCUAUCCCUGUGUUCCUUGUAAAAAUACGUCUCUUGCCAUUCAUCCCAACGCCUUUGAAAGUCUCACACAGCUGCAAUCUCUCAGUAUGGGAGGAAACUCACUAACCAACAUUAACCCAUCCUGGUUUAGGACCUUAUCACAACUUAAAGAAUUGUAUAUCUCAUUUAACUUAUUACAGCCAGAAAUCACCGGGGAGGCUAAAUUUCUUGCGUUCCUUCCCCAGCUUGAAAAAAUUGAUCUGUCCUUCAACUUUUUAAUGAGGACCUAUCCCCGAACAUUAAAACUCUCCCAGAGUUUUUCCCUUCUACAGUCACUCCGAACUUUACAUUUGGAGGGUUUAGUCUUCCAGGAAAUUGGUAACCACUCGCUUGAACCUCUGUAUGAACUGAAAAACCUUUCUGCACUGAACUUGGGGACUAAUUUCAUCAUUUACUUAGAUUCCAAAAUAUUUAGCAAUUUCCAACACCUGAAGAUGAUAUACCUUGCAGAAAAUCGUCUCUUUCCAACUAAUGUGAGGCAUUUGCCACAUUCCAAUGAGGGAUACGAAUCUGUUUCAACUUUCAAAAACCACCAUCCUCAGUACUUUGAGAUAACACACAGCUUUGUCAAACAAGAGUGCUAUGAUUCUGGCCGUGUGCUGAGCCUCAGCUCAAACAAUCUGUUCUUCAUCUCCCCAGAGCAGUUUGAAGGCUACAUCAACAUCACGUGUCUCAACCUCUCAGGGAAUGGAUUCUCACAAGCACUCAAUGGCACAGAGUUCUCCUCGAUCCCGACACUCACAUAUCUGGACUUGUCCUAUAACAAGAUCGAUCUGGCCUACGACAAUGCCUUCAGCGAGCUACAAGACUUGCAAGUACUAGACAUCAGCUACAACUCGCACUAUUUUCGGUCCUACGGCGUAUCACACAAUCUACACUUUCUUCGAAAUCUGCCUGUCCUGAGAGUACUAAAUAUGAGUCAUAACUCUAUUUCAACAUUGACGACAAAACACAUGCACAGCAAAUCCCUGUCAGAACUACAAUUUCGAGGCAAUGUUCUAGGGAAUAUAUGGAAUGUAAAGGAUCCCUCAUACAUUAAACUUUUCAGUGAUCUAACAAAUUUGACCAUAUUAGAUAUAUCUGAUAAUCUUAUCACCAAACUUCCUGACAAUGUUUAUGAGUUUUUGCCACAAAACCUGACGACAUUACGGAUAAGUCACAAUAUACUCAAAGAUUUCAGAUGGGAUAAGCUUAACCAUUUCCUUCAACUUAAAUUUCUGGACCUUAGCUACAAUGAAAUAUCUGAUGUAACAGGGAUGAACUUCAAUGCUACCAACACGUUGCUUGACCUGGACCUGAGUCACAAUCACAUCAGCCAAUUGGACAAUGGCUUUUUGGAAGGAGCCAAAAGCCUCAUGAUGCUUUCCCUAAGCUACAACAAACUGACCAACAUUAAUCAAUCAACUUUCCAAACAAGUCCUGACACUCCAAUAAAAAAGUUGCUCCUGGGGCAUAACCCAUUUCAGUGUACCUGUGACAUGUUAGACUUUAUUGUAUGGAUUGAAACCAGUGGUAUACACAUCCCCCGAUUGACCACUGAUGUGACAUGUGAUGCACCAGAAAAUCAGAAAAAUCACAUACUAAUUUACUUUGAUAUCAACCAGUGUGUGAAUGGAAAUCAUGCCUUCUGGCUCUUCUUAGUAACAGGUUCAUUUAUUUGUAUUUUCAUGUUGACCACAAUAAGUGCUCAUUUAUUUUACUGGGAUGCUUCCUAUAUCAUACUUUAUGUGAAGGCCAAAUUGAAGGGCUACCACUCCCUGAAAUCGGACCACAGCUUUUAUGAUGUCUUUGUGACCUACGAUACCAAAGACCCACUCGUUUCGGAGUGGGUGAUGAGGAACCUUAGGGUGAAGCUGGAAGAGGAGGGUGAAAAGCAUCUUCCUCUAUGUCUGCAAGACAGAGACUGGCUUCCUGGCGUGCCCUUGGUGGACAAUCUUCUUCACAGCAUCCAACGGAGCCGAAAGACCAUGUUUGUAUUAACGGAGGGCUACAUCAAGACCGGCAUCUUCCGGAUGGCCAUGUACCUGGCCCAUCAACGGCUGUUGGACGAGAACGUGGACGUGAUCGUGCUACUGAUACUGGAGCCCGUGAUGCAGUACUCCUACUUCCUGCGGCUUCGUCGGAGAUUGUGCGGGCGCACUGUAAUGGAGUGGCCCAAAACGGCGGCCGCCGAGCCUUGGUUUUGGCAAAACCUCAGGAAUGUCAUUCGAGUGGACAAUCAGGUCAUGUACAACAAAACCUAUAUCAGGUACUUUACUCAUAAGCAGCUCAGGCAAGUUUCUGCUGGAAGCCAAUCCGGUGUGUGUCGCUAUGGCAGGAAGCUGGAUUGUUGCUAUGGCUGGAAGAGAAAUCGAAGAGGCCAGUGUGAGGCUCAGUGCGAGCCAGGUUGCAAACAUGGCGAAUGCGUUGGCCCCAACAAAUGCAAGUGUUUCCUGGGGUACACUGGAAAAACCUGCAAUCAGGACUUGAACGAAUGCGGUUUGAUCCCUCGUCCGUGUGAACAUCGCUGCAUGAACACCCAUGGCAGUUACAAGUGUUAUUGCCUCAAUGGAUACACUUUGAUGCCUGAUGGAUCUUGCGCCAAUUCCAGGACCUGCUCGCUUGCUCAUUGUCAGUACGGCUGUGAGGAAGUUCAGGGUGAGAUUCGUUGUCUCUGCCCCUCAGGGGGGCUGCAGCUCGCACCAGAUGAGAGGACUUGCGUAGAUAUUGAUGAAUGCGCAACUGGGAGCAACCUUUGUCCAUAUAACAGGCAAUGCGUAAACACAUUCGGCAGCUACUUCUGCAAGUGCCAGAAAGGAUACGAUCUGAAAUAUGUUGAUGGCAAAUAUGACUGUGUUGACCUAGAUGAGUGUGCAUCCAGUACUGACAAGUGCAGCGCUCAAGCUGUCUGUCUGAACACUCAAGGAUCAUACAAGUGCAAGUGCAAGUCAGGCUUCCGAGGCAAUGGCUUUGAAUGCUCCGCCAUCCCAGACUCCCAAGUAAGGCCCAAAAUUCUGGGUGGUAAAUUUGAAAUUGAGGACGUCAAAAAUAUUAUCCCAGAGCCAGUUGAGACCCCAUCUCCAAGGAUCCACCAGCAGCCUUUUGACUACAACAGAAAGGUCUACAUUGGCCAGCCAACUAUGGUGACCCCAGUAGACGAGCUUCCAGAGGAGGAAGAAGAGGAAGACAACCAGCUCAAUCCAAGAGGAGAUGUUUUCAUAUCAGAGGACUUUGAAUCUGUUUUUGGUCCGGUAAGAGAAGUCAAACAGUUUGAAACUGCAACACUUCAGGAAGAGUUUAUCAUGGAUUGCAACUUUGAUCAGGGUGCAUGUGAGUGGGUCCAAGACAAGGCUGAUGAUAUGGACUGGAGUGUAUCUUACCAUGGCAGAGGUGGUGAAUACUAUAUGUCCAUGAGUGGCCUGAUUGGGGAGCCAGAAGAUGUGGCCAAACUCAAGUUGCUGCUCAGUGACCGAACCCAACAGGGCAGCUUCUGCCUGACAUUUAACUACCGUGUGCUUGGCCAUAAUGUGGGCGCACUGAGGGUGCUGCUGGAUAACAACUCUUACCCUGUUUGGGAGCAGAGCCACAGCAGUAAUCAGGAAUGGCAGACGGAGCUCCUCACUGUGGCCUGGAAAGAGGAAGCACCACAAUCAAUCAUCUUUGAAGCUCAACGCGGUAGAGGCCUUGGAGGGGAGAUCGGGUUGGACAACGUUGUGCUGACCUCAGGACCUUGUCAAGAAGAUGACUCACCGAUCUUUUAAAAAUCAAUUGUUUGAAAGAAAUAUCAAAACCUUUUCAAAGUCAGUGAUCACAUUUUUAUCUAAAAUGUUCCUGCCUGAUUCAUAUAAAACUUGAAUAUUUCUUGAAUACUGAAAGGCCAACAGCUCUCUCAUUAUGUAUAAAAGUUUGAUUGGAAUGAAGACUGUUGUUGUGUAAUUUGAAACUCGGUGUGAUAUCAAAUUUGUUUUUAA
This is a messenger RNA of Corythoichthys intestinalis (scribbled pipefish), 4853 nucleotides long. Its product is annotated as epidermal growth factor-like protein 6. The record is from RefSeq and is a predicted model, not a curated record. Gene Ontology annotation, molecular function: pattern recognition receptor activity; protein binding; calcium ion binding. NCBI's taxonomy places the organism in Eukaryota, Metazoa, Chordata, Actinopteri, Syngnathiformes, Syngnathidae. The transcript has 13 exons. Bases 27 to 4643 code for a protein of 1538 amino acids. Gene Ontology annotation, cellular component: plasma membrane. Gene Ontology annotation, biological process: positive regulation of interleukin-6 production; defense response to virus; canonical NF-kappaB signal transduction.